Messenger RNA from Pedinophyceae sp. YPF-701, 3030 nucleotides. NCBI's taxonomy places the organism in Eukaryota, Viridiplantae, Chlorophyta, Pedinophyceae. The record is from the annotation of a GenBank genome assembly.
AUGCGCUCCGAGCGGCCCGACGACGUCCCUUUCGACGAAGCCCACUGGCAGCGGCGCCUGACCGACCUGCGGGAGGGCGUUGGCGGCGCGGAGGAGCUGGUCGUCGAGGAGCGGCUGGGCCGGGACGGCGCGCAGGCCUUCGGGGAGCUCGCGCAGCGCAUGGGCCUGUAUUUCCGCGCGUACGGCAAAGGGACGAGGACGCGCCUUGUAGCCAGCACCGUGCCGCUGCCGGCGUACCGCCCGGACCUCGACGAGCGCGCCACGACGGAGGCCGACGUCGGCAUGAGCCGCGACGCCAAGCACAUGGUCUCGCAGGCCCUCGCGGAGCUCGAGGAGUCGAACGUGGCGGCGGGUGGUGGCCGCGGCGCUGCCCCGCAGCCGCCCGGGAAGCGCCCGAAGGCCGGGGCGUCGAGCCGGUACUUGGAGUUCGGCGCCGAUGGCGGCGAGGCGCUCAGCCGGGCGCUGGAGGACGCGCAGCGCGCGUGGGCGGCGUCGAGCGCCGGGCAGCGCAUGCAACAGCACCGCGAACGGCUCCCGGCGUGGGCGCGGCGCGCGGAGCUGCUGGCGGCGGUGGCGCGGCACCAGGUGGUCGUGGUGUCGGGCGAGACGGGGUGCGGGAAGACGACGCAGCUGCCGCAGUUCGUGCUCGAGGACGCAGUGGGGGCGGGGCGCGGCGGGGACGUCAACAUUGUGUGCACGCAGCCGCGGCGGAUCAGCGCGGUGAGCGUCGCGCAGCGCGUCGCGGACGAGCGCGGAGAGGCCAUCGGCGACACCGUCGGGUACCAGAUCCGCCUGGAGGCGCGCCGGUCCUCCAAGACGCGGCUGCUGUUCUGCACCACGGGCGUGCUCCUGCGGCGCCUCGUGGCCGACAAGGACCUGCGCGGCGUGACGCACGUGGUGGUGGACGAGAUCCACGAGCGCGGCAUCAACGAGGACUUCCUCCUCAUCGUCCUCCGCGACCUCCUCCCGCGCCGCCCCGACCUCAGAGUCAUUCUCAUGUCCGCCACGCUCAACGCGGACCUUUUCUCAAACUACUUCGGCCAUGCCCCGACCGCGCACAUCCCGGGCUUCACGCACCCGGUCGAGGACCUCUUCCUCGAGGACGUCCUGCAGCUCGCCGGCCCGCCGCCGGCCUCGCAGCAGCCCCCGCGGUCGCAGGGCGGCCCGCGGCGGCACAGGGAUCGCAACGCGGGCGCGCCUGCGUCGACGAUGGAGCCGAACGCGGAGGGGUGCAUCGACCGCGAGUGGCGCUACGAGCCAGAUGCGGGCGCCCUCGCAGCGCAGGGGUACUCGAGCGGCACGUGCGACGCGCUGGCGAGGUGGGCGGGGGUGUUUAACGAGGGUCAGGAGAAGAGUGCGUCGUCGAACGCGCCGCAGGCGCCGCCGCCGGACCUCGGGCUCGUGCAGCACGUCGUGGAGCACAUUUGCAACAACGAGGCGGCGGGGGCGGUGCUGGUGUUCCUGCCGGGGUGGGCCGAGAUCUCGAAUUUGCAGAAAGACCUGGAAUCUCGACUGGACCGCAGCCGGAACAAGAUAUACCCGCUGCACGGCUCCCUCCCGACGGCCAACCAGCGCGAGAUCUUCGACCGGCCCCCCAGCGGCGUGCGCAAGGUCGUGCUGGCGACAAACAUCGCGGAAACCUCGAUCACCAUCGACGACGUCGUCUACGUUGUGGACACGGGGCUCAUCAAGGAGAAGCGGUACUCUGCGCUCAACAAGCUGUCCUCGCUCCUCCCGCAGUGGGCGUCGCAGGCGGCCGCCCGGCAGCGCCGGGGCCGCGCGGGGCGCGUGCAGCCCGGGAGGUGUUUCAAAUUGUACCCCCGCGCGAUGCACGACGAGGCGAUGGCGCCGUACCAGGCCCCCGAGAUGACGCGCACGUCCCUCGAGGAGAUCUGCCUCCAGAUCAAGUCUCUCGACCUCGGCGAGAUCGAACCGUUCCUGGCGCGCGCGCUGCAGCCCCCGGAGCCCCGCGCCGUGCACAACGCGAAGGAGCUGCUCGUGGCGAUCGGCGCGCUCGAGCAGGCCGCGGAGGCGCUCACGCCGCUCGGGCAGCACCUCGCCCAUCUGCCGGUGGACCCGCUAGUCGGGAAAAUGAUAAUCAUGGGCGCCAUGUUCGGAGUGGUUGGGCCGAUCCUGACGAUCGCCGCGGGCAUGGCGCACCGCGACCCCUUCGUUCUCCCGCCCCCGGAGCGCCGCGCGGAGGCCGCGGAGCGCCGGAAGCGGCUCUCGCGGGGCUCGUGCAGCGACCACGUCACCCUCGUGCACGCGUUCGAGGGGUGGCGGGCCGCGGGGGGGUACCGGGAGCGGUCGGACUUCUGCUGGCGGAACUACAUGCGGUCGAACACGAUGGAGCUGAUGGUGGACCUCCGGCUGCAGUUCGCGGAGCUGCUGGCUGACGUAGGGUUUCUGCCCGUCGAGGGGCGGGGCGCGGGGAAGCCGAGCCGCGCGGCGCUCGAGAAGGCCAUCGACGCGCACUCGUUCAACGCAGACAACGUCAACCUGCUGCGGGCCGUCAUCUGCGCGGGCAUGUACCCGAACGUCGUGUCCGUUCGACAGAAGCAUCGCAUGAACACGCAGUUCGCCACCACCGACGACGGCAAGGUCGAACCGCACCCGUCCUCCGUCCUCGUGAAAGAGUUCCUCCCGCACCGCUGGCUCGUGUACUCCGACAAGGUCAUGACGUCAGGCAUCUACCUCCUCGCAUCGACAAUGGUCUCGGACUAUGCUCUGCUGCUCAUGGGCGGUGAGCUCAAGCACGAGGCCGACGGGACCAUCUCGAUGCACGGCGGGUACAUCCGGUUCAACACGGCGCCCGAGGUCGACCGCCUGAUCGUGCGCCUGCGCAGCCAGCUGCAGGCGGUGCUGGCACGCAAAGUGGCGGACCCUGGGCUGGACAUUGACGGCGAGGCGGGGGCGCUUGUGCGGGCGGUGGUGGCGCUGCUGGACGAGGAGGAGGGACGGGAGGAGGUGGUGGGGGAGGGGAGGGGUCGCGGGCGGGGCGGGAGGGGUAUGGGCACGGGGGGCCGGUGA